Molecule: messenger RNA, 972 nt
Organism: Kockovaella imperatae
Lineage: Eukaryota; Fungi; Basidiomycota; Tremellomycetes; Tremellales; Cuniculitremaceae
Exons: 1
Coding region: 148-912 (254 amino acids)
Source: RefSeq, a predicted model, not a curated record
GUCAAGCUUCUGAUUGGCUCUUCAGCGGACUGGUUGGGGAUUUAGCUCCAGGACAUAUAGAGCGCUGCCGGUGGACAGGUAGUGGCAAUUCUCAGACCUGACUUUCCCCUCAUAAAGACCACUCAGCCUCAACACACGCGCGACAGUAUGUUGUUGCGCGUAGUGAGGCCCGAGCCUACAUCCACGGCGAAGCCUACAACCAAGAGUGAGGGGAAGCGGUUUCGUCAAGAACCAAUCCUCGGCGACUAUGAGUGGGUCAAUGUCAGCGAUGCGGGAACAAUCCGUCCCGAGGGAGAUUUCAAGGGGUCAUCACACGGCCGUGGCACAAAGCACUACAUUCGGUCGGAUCCUUCUGAUUGCAGUGAGAACCCACUUGGUGAUAUGCCCGGUUCUCGACGAUACAGACUUGACUCCUCGUCAGAUUCAGGUGAGUUCCCCGUUCGCCUUUGGGAGUUUCAUCAGCUCACUGGGAUAGAUGAGCAAGACCGACGACCUUCCCGCUCAGACGCAUCAUGUCCAGGCACUAGGGCAAUAUCUGAUAGCCUGCGCUCGCUGAAUUUGGAGAACACUCAGCGAGUCGUCAAAAGCGGGAUGAGUGUUCUUCGCCUGGUCAACUAUGGAGGUUCUCACAGCAAGCUCGAUGAUGCUGUUGGGCAGUUCCAGGCAUCAUUAAACACAGCUGGUCUGGUCUUGGCUGAAAAAGCUGAAUGGGAUGAGAUGGAGGGGACCAGGAGUGCCGACCGGUCUCGCAAGGAUGCUCUGACCAAGAGCCAAAAGGCUCUCAAGGUUGCGCAGUUGGAGAUCGAUAGGCUCACAUCUAUGACCGAGCAUUAUCGAAACCAUGCCGACCGGCUGUGGAGUGAAACCUGUGGCGUAAGCUAUCCACCUCGCACUACGGCUUCUUCUGCUUGAAUCCCCUAGCUUAUUCCUCCUGAAUUGGCGGUCCUUGCUUGUGGGUAUUAGUCAUUGUCU